UACCAUCAAGAUCAAGAUCAAGAUUACGAAGACGAGGAAAAAAAAGGCCUGUUGUCUUAAAAAUUGUUAAGGAAGAGGAUAAACGACGAUGGCAGAGUUUGGAGCUCACAUAACCAUUACAGCGAGAGAUCGUCCAUCAAUUUUUGAUGUAGUAGCACAAGACAGCUUGAUGUCAACACUAAACCCAGCCGUCAAACACGUCCUGAAGGUUGUUGCUGAGAGUAAUCCAGAAAGAUUUGGUUGGUGUCUUCAGUACAGCAGUGAAGUGUUUAUGAUAUUCAACCUUUUUAUACAACACCACUAUCUCUCAAAUUAUGGUUCAUCCUUUGCAGAAAACUUUUAUGAUCUAAAAAGAGUAGAGCUGUCUUCAAAAAAGGAGAAAAAGCCACUUACUUUAUCACAAGAAGCAUACAUGAAAUCACAGUUUGCUCUUGUGGCCUUCCCUUACAUCCAGACACAACUAGAUCAAAUUUAUCAAGAGCUUCAAGAAAAUCAAGUUGAUGGAAUGCAAUCAAACCAGGGAUGGAAAUCAAAGCUUAGAUAUAUUUUUUUGAAGUCUUGGCCCAUAGUGCAUCUUGCAUGGGAGCUCCUCACAUUAAUUUUCUAUGUCAGAUAUGUAAUUGGGAAGAGUAAGUUCCACAGUCCUCUCUUAUUGAUGUGUGGAAUUCGAUUAGCCACUCUCAGCAAAGAAGACUAUGAAAUUAUUGAUGCAAGACAAGAAAAUCUUGUGUCAUUCAAGAGAGUGAGAGGUUUACAAGAGUUCGGCCAGUGGACAGUGGAACGCAUUGGAUCAUCCUUAAUGAAUUCCCUGGAAGUAGGGGCCUUUUUUCUCCAGUUUCUAGAAUGGUUCUAUACAAGUAAUACUACUCCAAGAUCAAUCAUUGCACAGCCCAUCCCACCAGCACCACAGAUGAUGGGCAUACAGACCAGUGGCUUAUCUUCAACUGAUUGUCCAUUGUGCUUUAAGAAACGGAAACAAGACACAGCAUUAUCAGUUUCUGGAUAUGUGUUUUGUUAUGGCUGUAUCCUGCAGUACGUUAGGCAAGAACAAAAGUGUCCAGUGACAGGUUAUCCAGCAUCACCAGCUCAACUCAUCAGAAUAUAUCAAGCAAUAUGAGUUAAAUUUAUUGCAAACACCACCAAAAUGCACAAAUGAAGGAAACAUUAUAGAUAGGAACAGAUGAAAGAUAUAUUAUUUGAUGUAAUGUGAAUGACUUUAGGAGUUUAAUGGUAGAGCACCUCUACUAUAGUUACUCGUUAUGGGCAACUUACAGUGGUGGAAUUAAACAUAAAAAUAAUGAUAA
Scylla paramamosain (green mud crab) is the source of this 1304-nucleotide messenger RNA. It is a transcript of the gene Pex12, whose product is annotated as peroxisome assembly protein 12-like. The record is from RefSeq and is a predicted model, not a curated record. Bases 89 to 1117 code for a protein of 342 amino acids. Gene Ontology annotation, biological process: protein monoubiquitination; protein import into peroxisome matrix. The transcript has 9 exons. Gene Ontology annotation, cellular component: peroxisomal importomer complex; peroxisomal membrane. Gene Ontology annotation, molecular function: zinc ion binding; ubiquitin-protein transferase activity; protein binding. Lineage: Eukaryota; Metazoa; Arthropoda; Malacostraca; Decapoda; Portunidae.